CUUUAUCGUUAAUCAGUUUGUCUGAAGUAAAUAUGAACUGUUUAUAUUUUGUGCCAUUUCAUUAAUUUAUAGUUACAGUUUUGAGUAUUUUAGGCUAAUCAGGAGGACCACUGACUAACACUUUGAUAGACACUCUUGUCAGGAGCUGAUAGGACCGGGAUUUUAUCAGUUAAUUAUUCUCAUAUUACUCAUGACAAAUUGUCUAAACACAGGAAAAAAAUUCUGAAGAUGCGACUGAGCUCCAUGUGACACACCGUUAUAAAAAUGGCGCUUAUUAAAGAGGAGAGUGAAGAUGUGAAGAUUGAAGAAGCAUUCCGAGUGAAACAUGAAGAUAUCGAGACACAAACAGACCUAAUGGGUUUGAAAAAGGAAACCCAAGAACUGAAUAAAAUGGAAGAGAAUCAGUAUGACAAAGAUCAGGAUUUUAUGACUGGAGAACAUUCCACACAAAAUGAAAAGACUUCCUCACAAAAAAGAGGUCAAAAGACUGAAUCUACAAGUUAUUUCACCUGCUGUCAAUGUGGAAAAACCUUCAAUCAAAAACAAAACCUUGAUGUCCACAUGAGAAUUCACAAUGGAGAAAAGCCUUUCAGCUGCCAACAGUGUGGAAAAAGUUUCACUCAAAAACAAAACCUUAAAGUCCACAUGAGGGUUCACACUGGAGAGAAGCCUUAUACUUGCACUCAGUGUGGACAGAGUUUUACACAUAAAGGAAACCUUAAUGCCCACAUGAGAGGUCACACUGGAGAGAGUCCUUACACGUGUAGACUGUGUGAGAAGAGCUUCUCACGAAAAGAAAGUCUUAAGACUCACAUGCGAAUUCACACUGGAGAGAAGCCGUUCAUAUGUGGUCAGUGCGGAAAGAGUUUCAGAUGUAAAGAAAACCUUAAUUGCCACAUGAGGAUUCACUCAAGAGAGAACAGUUUUAUGUGUCAUCACUGUGGAAAGAGUUUUCCUGACAGGAACCACCUUAGAAAUCAUGUAACAACUCACAUUGGAGAGAAGCCUUUCAUGUGCCAUCACUGUGGAAAAACUUGCACAAACAAAGCAAUCCUUGAGAUUCACUUAAGAGUUCACACUGGAGAGAGGCCUUUCACAUGCCCCCAGUGUGGAAAGAGUUUCACAAAUAAAGGAAACCUUAACAUUCACAUGAGGCUUCACACUGGAGAGAAGCCUAUCACAUGUCUUCAGUGUGGAAAGUGUUUCACAUACCACACAGACCUGAAACGACAUUUGCAAACUCAUUCUGGAAAGAAAUUGUAGUAUUCCUCAAUUUUACAAAACUCACCUGCACAUUCACUCCCCAAGUGAAAAAAAGUGCACUUCCAUAAUGUACUUAAAGUGUACUUGUGUAGUGUACUAGUGAAUGAUAGUUGGGUUCAAGUGUACUACAAGUGGUAACUAAAUAAUUUUUUUUUAAUACAGAGAUAGUAUGUUAAAAGCAUAUUUUAAUUCAUAUACAUGGUGUCUCAAAAUAGCACAGUUGAGUACACUUAGA
Messenger RNA from Cyprinus carpio (common carp), 1498 nucleotides. RefSeq names its product gastrula zinc finger protein XlCGF7.1-like. Lineage: Eukaryota; Metazoa; Chordata; Actinopteri; Cypriniformes; Cyprinidae. The record is from RefSeq and is a predicted model, not a curated record. The coding region runs from base 265 to 1263 and encodes 332 amino acids. Gene Ontology annotation, cellular component: nucleus. The transcript has 2 exons. Gene Ontology annotation, molecular function: DNA-binding transcription factor activity, RNA polymerase II-specific; RNA polymerase II cis-regulatory region sequence-specific DNA binding. Gene Ontology annotation, biological process: regulation of transcription by RNA polymerase II.